Eremomyces bilateralis CBS 781.70 is the source of this 930-nucleotide messenger RNA. RefSeq lists its product as uncharacterized. The record is from RefSeq and is a predicted model, not a curated record. Lineage: Eukaryota; Fungi; Ascomycota; Dothideomycetes; Eremomycetales; Eremomycetaceae. The transcript has a single exon. The coding region runs from base 365 to 664 and encodes 99 amino acids.
CUGUGUUGGCCGAACUGACGAUGACGUUUCAUGCAUCAAGACUUGUGAGUGCUCAGCCCAAUGAAGACAACAAAGAAAACUCAAAUCAGAUACACUGCCCCAAAGCUAAUGACUUGGAUGCAAGAUGAUAGAUGUUAACAGACUCAAUGGAUUGCUGCAGGCGAGUAGUUAUAAAUUCUCCCAUCUAUCCUCGCUUUCGGAAUUCAUUCUACUAUAAUCAUUCACAAAGCCUCAGACACAAAGUAUUCAAUCAUACCUUCUACCCUAUUCUUCAGUCCCGCAACCUCCACCAAGACAACAUCCGUCCUUUCAUCAACUCACCCACACCUCUCGAAGCCCUUCCAAUUUUUGUCCUCUCGCUCCAAUGGCCUCUGUCGUCCUAGUUGUUGGUGCCGCCAUCUAUUUCACCGCCGAGAAGGUCCACGAACGCAGGGAAAAGAAGCGGGUCUUGAAAGCUCAAGAAGAUCUACAAUACGGCGUGGUUGAAUUCGAUUCGAUCACUGAUAACACCACGGUCCACGACGAGACGGAACCCCUCCCAGCCUACAAUAAGGCGACCCUCCCACCAUACCACAUGGAGGACCAGCAUCCCGCGUUCAAGUCCAAGAAGCAAAGCGAGCGUUCAUCCCAUCGGUUCUCAAAGGCAAUUGGAUUAAAGCGAUAGGGGAGACAUUCCAUAUCGCAGGAAGGAUGGCGACAUAGCGAUUUUCUUGGGCGUUAGGUCUCCUUUAGCAUUUUGUUCCUUUGGGCAUACAAGUUUCUUUGACUGUUUUUCCCUUUUUUCAGGCAUUGUUAGCACGGUGUUUGUAGGAUAGCAAGUACAUAGAUAUAGUUUGACAGCUGCAAGAAUCAUUCUUGUAUUUCACACGAUAGGGGUUGCAACUGGUGAUUCUACUCCGUAUUCUGCAUCAUUUGCCGGAUCCUCAUCUA